AAUUUAUACACAAAAAGAUUUCUGAAAACUCAACUUGGACGCAGGCCAUAAAAUGUCUAUUCAAUGCAGAACGUGCGCUGCAAAGAUUUUCAAUCCCACUGCCAAAAACCUCUUUGAAGAUGACGAUGACGAUGAGAUAUUGCAGAACAUCGAAAUUCUGACCGGAAUGCGGUUAAAGGAAGAUCAGAAUAUGCCCAAGCACAUUUGCACCUGUUGCCAUUUGGAUUUGUAUCAUUCAAUGGCGUUUCGAGACCGCUGUCUAAGAGCGGAGAACUUUUUGCAGAGUGAAAAGGAUAAGGUUAAACCGGAGGACUCACUAAAUACGAAUACCAUUGACUAUACGUUAGUUGAAAGGAUAUAUAAAACAGAACCGCAAAGUGAUAUUGCCAAAAGUAAAACGAAGGAACAACUAAUAGACAAACCGAUCGCUAAGAACUUAAGCCAACAAUCAACACAACGCAGAAGUCCACGAUCUAGUAUUCAAAGUGCUAAGACACCGAGACAAAAACUAUUAAAUAUAAAGAAAAAACGUCCCACUGCUAAGACAUCUCCUGCUAAAGCAUCUCCAGCUAAAGCAUCUCCUGCUACAGCAUCUCCUGCUAAAGCAUCACCUGUCCCAAAAGUUGAUACUGAUCAAAAGGUUGCUGAACCCUUCAGCACUUCCCCGCGGAGCACUAGGGACUACUGUGAAGAUAGACGCAGUACAUCUUCGGAUGAAUUAAGCAACCUGAGUACCGGGGACGUAACCUCUUUAUUCCCAGAAGCAGAGCUCGAGAAAAGUUUACCCAAUCAAACGAACACUUUAACAAAGAAGAUAGACGAUGAUAAACAAAUGCCUAUUGAAGAGUCAUUGCUCAAGCAGCACGAUGAAUCAAAAAAUAAUAAUAAUGAAGAGAAAACCAAACGCAUUGUAAAAAAAGAAUCAAAUGCCAAAAGUUAUUUCUGUGACUUAUGCGGCCAUCAAUCCUGUAGUGGCCCAAAUCUGGAGUUGCACAUAUUGCGCCAUAAGGGGGAAAAGAACUUUGAAUGUAUGGAAUGUGGGGAAAAGCACUACUCCAAAUACUUGUUAAAUUUGCACGUUCGAGUAAAACACCAAGGGGAGAAGCCAUAUGCCUGCAAAUAUUGUGACCAGCGUUUCUUCUCGGCAUCUGAACGGGGUCGCCAUGAGGCAGUUCGUCACGUUAGAAAUUUUAAAUAUGAGUGCAAGGUUUGCGGUAAAAAAUAUCUAACCAGGUCGUGUUUGAAUAAACACGAAUUUCUGCACACAGGCCUUCGACCUUAUAAAUGCGACUUGUGCAAUGUGGCCUUUCCUCGAAAGCCCGGAUUAAGAAUUCACUGUCGUACAAAGCAACACCAAAAAAGAGAAAGCGAAGCUCUAAACAGCCAACUUAACAUCGUAAAUGAGAUUACGAUUCCAGAUGGGUCCAUGGUGUUUCCAGGCACGAUAAUAGAACUUGUUGAUGCAUAAACAACUACAAAAGAUCCGGAGGGCACGAUAACGAGAUACCCAGCGCCGAGGCCUUGCUCUUGUAAAUCAUUCUUUUAUUUAUUUGCUGGCGAGGUGUGAAGUAAUAAAAAUGUUGAAAUAAACUGACUACAA
Molecule: messenger RNA, 1600 nt
Organism: Drosophila innubila
Lineage: Eukaryota; Metazoa; Arthropoda; Insecta; Diptera; Drosophilidae
Product: transcription factor Ouib-like
Exons: 4
Coding region: 53-1468 (471 amino acids)
Biological process (GO): regulation of transcription by RNA polymerase II
Cellular component (GO): nucleus
Molecular function (GO): zinc ion binding; DNA-binding transcription factor activity; RNA polymerase II cis-regulatory region sequence-specific DNA binding
Source: RefSeq, a predicted model, not a curated record